Messenger RNA from Racocetra persica, 835 nucleotides. NCBI's taxonomy places the organism in Eukaryota, Fungi, Glomeromycota, Glomeromycetes, Diversisporales, Gigasporaceae. The record is from the annotation of a GenBank genome assembly.
CGUUUUGAGGCUUAUCUCUGAAGAACCCGAUGGCCGUCCAAUGGAUCCUCAAGAACACCUUAAUAUUAAAGAUGAAAGGCUUUACGGUAUUUUGCAGAAAUUGGAAGUAAUAAAAUCACAGUUAAAUCAUAAUCCAACCACAAACUCUCCUGAAAUUUACGAGAGUUAUUUGAAGAAACUGAAAAUUCGAGAUAGAAUUCAAUUAAUUCAAAAACAACUGCGCGAAUCUGAAUUAAUACUUCAUCUUGAUGAGCUCAAAAGGCGAAAACGUCUACUUCGCCGGUUGGGAUAUUUGUCUUCAAACGAUAUAGUUGAAUUUAAGGGUCGAGUUGCAUGUGAACUUACUUCCGGUGAUGAAUUGGUUUUAACGGAACUACUAUUAAACGGUGUAUUUAAUGAAUUAUCGGUUCCAAUGACUGCUGCUAUGUUAAGUUGUUUUGUAUGUGACGAAAUACCAAGUGAACCAACAGGCAUGCUUCCACAAGAGUAUAAUGUAUUGUUCCGCAAGGUUCAGGAAACUGCAAAAAUUAUAGCUGAUGUAACUGAAGAAUGUAAUAUUCCAAUUGAUAAAGACGUAUAUCUAGCGAGUUUCUCACCAGCAUUAAUGGAGGGUGUAUAUCACUGGUGCAAUAAUGCAACGUUUAGAGAAACUUGCGCGCGUAUAAAUAUGUUUGAAGGUAAUAUUGUUAGAAAUUUUAGAAGCUUAGACGAACUAAUGCGCGCAAUGAUUUCAGCGGCGAAGAUCAUUGGAACAAGUGAAUUGGAGUCCAAGUUUUCUGAAGCUCGUGAAAAACUUAGGAGGGGAAUAAUAUUUACGGCAUCGUUAUACCUUUAG